This is a messenger RNA of Topomyia yanbarensis, 4206 nucleotides long. RefSeq lists its product as uncharacterized. Bases 1 to 4206 code for a protein of 1401 amino acids. The record is from RefSeq and is a predicted model, not a curated record. Gene Ontology annotation, molecular function: nucleic acid binding. The transcript has a single exon. NCBI's taxonomy places the organism in Eukaryota, Metazoa, Arthropoda, Insecta, Diptera, Culicidae. Gene Ontology annotation, biological process: DNA integration.
AUGAUUCAUCCUGGUUAUGAUGAGAGUCAACCUCGAUCCACGUACACUGAUUCAAGAUCAGCCAGAACACCAACACAUGCUUCUGUGAACGUAACCCAGUAUGAAGAAGACCAGGCUGAAACUGUUAUAUCCGCUACGACCACUGUCAGUCAACCGGACGCGUUAUGCUGUGUGUCUUUAAGAGCGAGAGAGAAGAACGUAUGUAUGCCUACCGCAGUGGUAUCGGUGGUCGAUUGUUAUGGAAAGGAACACUUUGCACGCGCAAUUUUGGACAGCGCAUCACAGGCUAAUCUGAUGACGGAAAGAAUGGCUCAACUACUCAGGUUAAGACGGAGCAAAGUAAACCUGCUCGUGAAUGGAGUUGGGGGACAUCCAAAACUGGCAACAGAGUCUGUCACAACACAGAUCCGUUCCAGAAGGAAACAAUUCACAACUAACAUUGACUUUAUUAUUCUCGAGAAAAUUACCCCGAAACUGCCGGCGCAAACCUUUUCCAUUGAAAAUUGGAAGAUUCCCGACGACGUCCUUUUGGCUGACCCUGAAUUCAACCGUAGCAGUGAGGUUGAUUUGCUGAUCAGCAAUGAGCACUUCUUCACAUUUUUCACAUCCUCCGCCAGAAUUGAGUUGUCCAAAUCAUUACCAUUUCUUGUUGACAGUGUUUUUGGGUGGCUCGUGUCCGGUGCCCUAAACGUCGAGCCAGCAGUGAGCAAUGCCAUCUCUUGCAAUAUUACGACGGUCUCAUUGAAUUCGCUUCACGAAAACCUGGAAAAAUUCUGGAAAAUAGAAGAGUUACCUAUCAGAUCGGAUCGAUCGCCCCAUGAGAAAAAAUGUGAGGAGUUUUAUAUCAAAACUGUUUCGAGAAUGCCCGAUGGACGAUACAUAGUCCGCCUUCCACGUCACACAAACUUUGAGACUAUGAUAGGCGAGACAGAAGCGAUUGCUAGAAGACGAUUCGAACUGCUGGAAAGACGACUAGAAAAAUCUCCGGAGCUAAAGGGCGAAUACCAUCGUUUUAUGUCGGAAUAUCUUGCUUUGGGCCAUAUGCGACCUGUUCAAAACAAAGAUUCUGCUCCAAUAGCAUGUUACCUCCCACAUCACCCUGUCGUCAAGGACUCGAGUACAACCACCAAGGUCCGCGUUGUGUUUGAUGCAUCAGUGAAGACAAACUCGGGGUUUAGCUUAAAUGAUGCACUGCUUGUAGGCCCUGUCGUACAAGAUGACCUUCUCUCGAUUAUAUUGCGCUUUCGAACCUACCCUGUCGCCCUCGUCGCGGAUAUAGAGAAAAUGUACCGCCAGGUUAUGAUGCACCCCGAGGAUACCCCUACGCAACGAAUUCUUUGGCGUUUCAGUCCUGAUCAGCCUGUGCAGAUUUAUGAGCUAUUAACCGUUACGUACGGAAUGGCCCCCUCUUCAUUUUUAGCCACACGUACACUUCAACAGCUUUCCAGUGAUGAAGGUAACGCUUACCCCAGGGGCGGGCCGGCAUUGCGAAAAGGUUUUUAUGUUGAUGAUUUUAUUGGAGGCGCAUCAACCAUACAAGAAGCGAUACACAUGCGAGACGAGCUCAUUGAGUUACUGGCGAAAGGAGGAUUCCCCCUGCGAAAAUGGUCAUCAAAUAAGCUACAAGUACUAGAAGAUUUAGCCACCGAUCAGACUGCCGUGCGAGAUUCACAUCGUUUUGAUGCUGACGAAACAGUGAAAACUUUAGGAGUAUGUUGGGAACCAGAAAAGGAUACGCUGCGCUUUGAUACUGAAAUGCAAUUGGGAACUGGAAAGCCAACAAAACGGUCGAUACUUUCCACCAUUUCUCGAUUGUUUGAUCCACUCGGCUUAGUUUCACCUGUUGUUAUCCGUGGUAAAAUGAUUAUUCAACAAUUAUGGUCACUUCCUUGCGGAUGGGAUGAUAAAAUUCCUGAAACUGUAGAGAAAAAUUGGAUGAAAUAUGUUCAGCAGCUCCAAGAGUUGUUUCAGUUUCGCAUAGACCGCUAUGCCUUACUACCAGACGCAAGUAUACAGUUGCAUAUAUUUUCCGAUGCCUCAGAGAAGGCCUACGGUUGCUGCAUUUACGCACGGUCCAUCAAUGCAACUGGCAACAUUCGUGUGGAGCUACUCGCCUCAAAAUCCCGCGUUGCCCCUUUGAAAAGGGUGACGCUUCCUCGCCUUGAGUUAUGCGCAGCAGAUUUAGCUGCCAAGCUUUACAGUUGUGUACGUCAAGCCCUCAACAUCGAUGUGUUUGGAACAUACUUCUGGUCCGAUUCCAUGGUUACCCUUCAGUGGCUUAGAGCACCGCCAAACACAUGGAAAACUUUCGUCGCCAAUCGAGUUUCGGAAAUACAGACAACGACGCAGGGAGCACAAUGGAACCACGUAGCUGGCAAAGAAAAUCCUGCAGAUUUGAUUUCGAGGGGAAUGGAUGUGAGAGAGUUCAUAACCAGUAUACUGUGGAAACACGGAUCAGAUUGGCUAUCUGUACCAGAGGAUCGAUGGCCAAAGUCUCAAAUUCCAGAUUAUCCCGAACAUGGAUCCGAGCGCAGAAGGCAUCAUAUGGUAGCAGUUGUCAGGUCACACCCAGCACACCAUCCCUUUUUUGAACUGUGUUCCAGCUACAGUCGUUUGGUUCACAUUAUCGCAUAUUGCCUCAAGUUCGUGCACAAUGUCAGAUCUAAAGCACGCACACAACCAGGUCCCAUAGUUAGUCUCCCACCCAGCCACAUACUAACCGUAAAGCAAACAGCAGCCGCAAAUGCUCUCCUCGUACGACUGGCCCAGGCAGAUGCCUUUAAAGAAGAGAUUCGCGAUUUAAAAUCCGGCAAACCCCUUUCCAAACAUUCAAACAUACGCUCACUAUGCCCAUUCCUAGACUCAGAAGGUACCAUCCGAGUGGGAGGGAGGCUACGUUUAUCGGAACAGCCAUACAUUUCCAAGCAUCCAGCCCUCCUACCGAACUUCCAUCCCUAUGCUCUCAUGAUUGCCAAGGCCUAUCACCUAAUGUUAGUUCACGGUGGGGGUCGGGCCACGCUUGCUACGAUAAGGCAAACCUACUGGCCCGUCAACGGAAGGAGAUUAGUCCGGAGUGUGUUACGAAACUGCUUACGUUGUGUUCGAGCCAGUCCUGUUCCAGCAGCUCAACAGAUGGGGCAACUACCAGCUCAUCGUGUCACCGCUAGCAGACCAUUUACCAUUACCGGCGUCGACUUUGCGGGUCCAGUGUACCUGAAACCUCCAUACAAACGUGCAGCCGCGAUUAAGGCGUACAUCUGCAUAUUUAUUUGUUUUUGUACAAAGGCCGUCCAUAUCGAGCUGGUCGGCGAUCUAUCGACUCAAAUGUUUCUUUGUGCACUUCGUCGGUUCAUCGCCCGUCGCGGUCGGCCAAGUGACAUAUACUCCGACAACGGUAAAAACUUUGAAGGAGCAAAAAAUGAACUCGAUGAGAUACGACGAAUGCUUUGGGACAAGCGAAGUGUAAUCGAACAAACCUGUACGAGGGAAUCCAUUACCUGGCACAUGAAUCCACCAAAAGCUCCCCACUUCGGUGGUCUGUGGGAGGCGGCGGUAAAGGUGGCCAAGAAGCAGAUGUAUCGACAACUGGGAAAUACUCGACUCAAUUUCGAGGAUAUGACGACGCUACUUUCACAAAUUGAAGCCAGCAUGAAUUCACGUCCGCUGGUCCCUAUGACGGAAGAUCCAAGCGAUCUAUCAUGCUUAACGCCUGCGCAUUUCCUAAUAGGAGCAAGUCUUCAUGUUCUACCAGAGCCCGAUAUACGGCAUAUAGCUCUAAGGAGAUUAGAUCACUACCAGCACCUGCAACAAUUGAAUCAACAGUUUUGGCAUCAUUGGAGAACGGAAUACUUACAAGAACUACAGCGCACCACGAAAAUGUGUAACCCGAACACCGAUUUUCUACCCGGAAAGAUGGUUGUAAUUGUCGACGAACAUCAAAUUCCAGUUAAGUGGCCGCUUGCAAGAAUCGUCGCGUUGCAUCCAGGAGAAGAUUCCCUCAGCCGUGUUGUGUCGCUCAGAACCAGCAGAGGUAUCGUCAGGCGUCCAAUAACAAAAAUAUGCCUGCUUCCAGUCGAAAAUGCCGAGCAGUCGACGGAGGAAGGACAGUCAACCCACAACCAGUCCAUCGAAGAAGAAGAGACAGCAAGAACCAUGGAGGAACCAACCUCAGAAGAUAAUUUUAUUGUAGCACGUGGAAUGAUGUAA